Penicillium angulare is the source of this 1095-nucleotide messenger RNA. RefSeq names its product mannose-1-phosphate guanyltransferase. The record is from RefSeq and is a predicted model, not a curated record. The transcript has 4 exons. Gene Ontology annotation, cellular component: cytoplasm. Gene Ontology annotation, biological process: cell wall mannoprotein biosynthetic process; GDP-mannose biosynthetic process. NCBI's taxonomy places the organism in Eukaryota, Fungi, Ascomycota, Eurotiomycetes, Eurotiales, Aspergillaceae. Bases 1 to 1095 code for a protein of 364 amino acids. Gene Ontology annotation, molecular function: mannose-1-phosphate guanylyltransferase (GTP) activity; GTP binding.
AUGAAGGCACUCAUUCUGGUCGGAGGGUUUGGAACCCGCCUGCGUCCUCUGACUCUCACCCUUCCCAAGCCUCUCGUCGAGUUCGGUAACCGGCCUAUGAUCCUACACCAGGUGGAGAGCUUGGCUGCUGCUGGUGUUACUGAUAUUGUCUUGGCUGUCAACUACCGCCCCGAUGUUAUGGUCGCAGCGCUCAAGAAGUACGAGGAGCAGUAUGGCGUCAACAUUGAAUUUUCCGUUGAGACCGAACCACUCGGCACAGCUGGCCCGCUGAAGUUAGCAGAGGGCAUCCUGGGUAAGGAUGACUCGCCUUUCUUCGUCUUGAACUCCGAUGUCAUCUGUGACUACCCCUUCCGCGAACUAGCGCAGUUCCACAAGAACCACGGUGACGAGGGUACCAUUGUCGUUACCAAGGUCGACGAGCCUUCCAAGUACGGUGUCGUCGUUCACAAGCCCAACCACCCCUCACGUAUCGAUCGUUUCGUCGAGAAGCCUGUCGAAUUCGUCGGUAACCGUAUCAACGCUGGUAUCUACAUCUUGAACCCCAGUGUUCUCGACCGCAUUGAGCUUCGUCCAACCUCCAUCGAACAGGAGACCUUCCCCGCCAUUGUCAAGGACGGAAAGCUCCACUCUUUCGAUCUUGAAAGCUUCUGGAUGGACGUCGGUCAGCCUAAGGAUUUCCUCACUGGUACUUGCUUGUACCUCAGCUCCCUGACCAAGCGCGAUCCCAAGAAGCUGGUCCCCACUUCAGAACCCUAUGUUUACGGUGGCAAUGUGAUGGUUGACCCCUCGGCCAAGAUUGGAAACAACUGCCGUAUCGGUCCUAAUGUCGUUAUCGGUCCUAACGUUGUUAUCGGAGAUGGUGUUCGUCUGCAGCGCUGUGUUGUGAUGGAGAACUGCAAGGUCAAGGACCACGCUUGGAUCAAGUCGACCAUCGUUGGCUGGAACAGCUCCGUUGGCCGCUGGGCUCGUCUUGAGAACGUCACAGUUCUGGGAGACGACGUUAGCAUUGCCGACGAGGUGUAUGUCAACGGUGGUUCAAUUCUGCCACAUAAGAGCAUCAAGCAGAACAUUGAUGUUCCUGCUAUUAUCAUGUAA